Molecule: messenger RNA, 3883 nt
Organism: Thunnus maccoyii (southern bluefin tuna)
Lineage: Eukaryota; Metazoa; Chordata; Actinopteri; Scombriformes; Scombridae
Product: protein Niban 1-like
Exons: 14
Coding region: 108-3599 (1163 amino acids)
Source: RefSeq, a predicted model, not a curated record
ACAUCUGAAAAGCUCACUUAGUCGUACAAAUACAUACAGAUUUCCUGCAGAUUUAACUGCAUUAAGCUUCUCUAGAGACACUUGACAAUAAGGGAAACAGAGAAAUUAUGGGAGCAUCUUCUUCUGGCUUGUUGGAUGAGGCUAAAACCAGCCACAUCAAAGGACUUGUCGACAACACGUUCCAGAGUUUCAGUGAGUUUUACCGUCAGCAGUAUUCUGCAGCUUACUUCGGCCACUUACAUCAGGAGGUGGAGCCUAAGAAAGAGGGGAGGGGGCUAUUGCUCACACACAGGCCUCAGUAUGCUCCAGAGGAGAUGCUGUACCAAGGGAGUGUUAAGUUCUCCGGCUGGGAUGAACAGGGAAAGAAAUGCAGAGAGAGAUAUAUCAUUCUGAGAAGAGACUACAAAGUGGAGAUAUAUGAAAACAUGGAGAAUUUUAAACGUGGAUCUCCAGCUAAGUUGGUCCUCCAGCCAGCAGGGGGCCGUGUGCUGAACACAGAGAAGGAGUCCAGAUAUCUACUGGAGCAAACCUGUGCUGGAAUACUCAAUGGAGUGAAGGAGGAUUCUUCUUCGGUGGUGUCGUCUCCAGAUACGUUUGCUGUGUAUUUGCACCUGCCUUACACGGGUCACACCUGCUUCCUGUUCCAAAAGGAAGGGGAACGAGAUCACUUCCUGUCUGCACUCAAGACCUGCAUUAGACACUGCAACCUCGACUACUGGUGUGAUUCAUCCUAUGAGAGCCAGGCGUACAUCCGAGCCCUCCGACUCUACCGCCAGGACAAAGGAUGCUAUGAAUCCUGGGAAAUACUGCUGGGCACUGAAGAACAAGUGCUGGCCUCUCAGGUGAUGGAGGAAGUGUUGCCGUGGUUACAGAAUCAGCUUCAGUCCAAAGUGAAGGGCAAGAAGGCAGAGAGGAUACGACAGUGGCUGGCGACAGUGCAGGCAACCUACAUGUUGGUGCUGGACCAGCUGACUGCAGGUCUGGAGACUCUGAGGGGGGAGUGUCGUCAGACAGCAUCAGCCAAUCAGGCGCUCAUCAGAUCAGAUCUGGAUCAGAUUAUGACCUCUCACCGCUUCCUGGAGGAUAAAGUGCGAGCCUGUAUAUGUAAAGAAGCAGAGAAGGUGUGCAAUGAGUCUGUAGCACCCUACAUGUCCUCCAUCCUCGAAGCACUUACAGAAAACAUAAGUGCAGGGAUUCAGGGGAUGAGAAACACACUGCACACAAAGAUGGACGCUGCCUUCACACAAACAAAAGGAGGAACAGAGGAGACCAAGAAGGCCCUGUCCACCCUGCGCUCCAUCAGUUUGGAUCACUGUUACCAGCAGGUGGAGAAUCUGACUGGGAAACUUAAGGAAUUAAAGCAGAGGUUUGGACUGAGCAGCGCUCAGCGACUGGUUCACUCUACACAUCUGGAGAUGGAGCAGCUGUUGGACAGUGCUGUCUACACCUUAGAGCUGUUCCUCCAGUCAUCAGCCAGACUGCAGCCCUCUCAGGUUCCUGUCAAGAUGGACCGAGCUAAAGAAAGAGUCCUGAAGCAGUUGGACUAUGACAGCAGAAUUGUCCAAAGGAGGAUCUAUGAGGAAGCUCUACUGGAAAUCACUCGGCCUGCUCUUACCAGGGGGAUGGACAAAAAGUGGAAAAGUGAGUUCCAGCAGUUCGAGCAGUACAUUUUCGCAGACUACAGCAGUUUUAUCCUGGUUCAUAAUGUCUAUGAUGAUGUUCUGAGAAACAUCCUCAGCAAGGAGAUAGAGACAGUGGUCCAGGACGCUGCCAGCAAGAAGACCAACAACCUCCUAUUGGACACUUCAGAUCUGGCCAUUAGUCAGUACAGUCUCCUCGGACAUACGCCUCCUCUAUCUGCACCAGCAAGCCCAACCUUUAAUGCUCGAGACUCCUCCUCAGUGGUGCCCAGUGGAGAUAAAGAAUCUGCUCCCCUGAUAGAGGGAGGUAAAGAAUCCACUCCCCUGUUAGAGAAGGGAGGUAAAGAAUCUGCUCCCCUGAUAGAGGAGGGAGAUAAAGAAUCUGCUCCCCCGAUAGAAGGAGGUAAAGAAUCCACUCCCCUGGUGGAGAAGGGAGGUAAAGAAUCUGCUCCCGUGGUAGAGGAGGGAGGUAAAGAAUCCACUCCCCUGGUGGAGGAGGGAAGUAAAGAAUCUGCUCCCCUGGUGGAGAAGGGAGGUAAAGAGUCUGCUCCUGUUGUGGAGGACGAAGGUAAAGAGUCUGCUCCUGUUGUGGAGGACGGAGGUAAAGAGUCUGCUCCUGUUGUGGUAGAGGGAGAUAAAGAGUCUGCUCCUGUUGUGGAAGAGGGAGAUAAAGAGUCUGCUCCUGUUGUGGAGGACGAAGGUAAAGAGUCUGCUCCUGUUGUGGAGGACGGAGGUAAAGAGUCUGCUCCUGUUGUGGAAGAGGGAGGUAAAGAGUUUGCUCCUGUUCUGGAAGAGGGAGGAAAAGAGUCUGCUCCUGUUGUGGAGGCGGGAGGUCAGUCAGUCACAGCUGUAGUUGGCCCUCAGAGUGACCCUGAACUUAACUCUGACAUCAGUGCCACUCAAAGCUCUGACCAGAGCAGAGUGUUUCUGUCUCCUGUGAUUAUUGUGACACAACAGUUUGAUGAAUCUACGACCGAGGAGGCUUCUUGCUUCGAGGGAAUCCGUGAAGAUGUCCAACUUGCGACUGACACACCAACAGCAGUGGAAUCUUCCAACUCAGCCACACCUGACUCUGAUGCAGCUGUUACACCUGAACCCCCAACUGUCCCAGAAUCCAGUACUCCCAUCCCAGUCUCUCCUGAUCCCACAACGUCCCCUCUGUCCCCGCUGCAGCCCACAGAUGUCCCGGCUGAAUGUGCUCAAAGUGAGCAAUCUGCAGAACCUGAAAAUUCUGCUGUACCUGACCUCACAGCCUCAAAUCAAAUAUCACAGGAUGCUUCUUCCAUGCAGCCAUCCUCCCCCUCACAAACAAACACCCCUUACACAGAUAGUCCGAUGAAAAUUAGUCUUGGCUCACUAAGCGAUGCAAUUGGUCCCAAUGCCACAGCACCUUCUGUCACACAGACGGUGGUAAAGCAGACCACUGACAGGGCGGUCUACCUGACGGGAGAAAUUAAGGACAUUUGGGAGGUGGAGAGGUUAAAAGAGGAGAAAAAGAAAGAGGCAGCAGAGGAGGAAGAUGACAGAAUCAAGGAGCAGAAAGAGGAGUCAGAGACAGGAGAAGAAAAAGAGGAGAUAGAUAAUGAAAGAGAUGAAGGGCAAACAGGAGGUGAACAUGUCGACGAUUGCUGCAGGUCUUCAGAAUCACCAGCAGAGAGUGCCACCACCUUAACUCAGACCCCAGAGCAGAGAGAGAGUGAAGAGAAGGUAAACGAGGAAAAGAACAGUAAUGAGACAGGGACUGAAAAGAAAAGAGAGGAGAAAGAGGAGGAAGAGCAGAAAGUAGAUCAUGUAGAAAAAGCAGAGAAAGACGAGGUUCUUGAAAGUUCUAAGCCAAUGGAAUCACAGGCAGAAAGUGAUGCUGAGCUGCCAUUAGACAGUGUGGCCAUCAUCAGAGACCUUGUGACUGAGAUCACUGAAGUGGAGACAAUAGUCAGCCCCUGUCCUACCAGCAGCUGACAGACACGUUACCAAGUCAACCGUAGAUCCUGAGAUUUACUCAACUAUUUACUACUUACUUUACAAUUUGUUAUUACAUGGUACAGAAAACAGAGGUGAAAGAGGAGGGGGAGUGAGAAAGUCCAGAAAGAACGUCAACUCAUUUUAAUGUUACUGCAUCUUAUUUUUAUACAAGUGCAUUUUGAAGAAGUCAUAUUUUUUUACAUUCUGUAAUGAGCAAUUUCUUCUUGAUAAACGCUUUUGGCUCCUGCUGUUUUUUUCUGUUAACACUGGAUUAGAUUGAC